CGCCCUCCCGCUGCCGGCGUCGAGGCGAGAGACCCCCGCGGAGCCCCGGAGCGCGGCGGGGGGAGCUCCCCCGGCAGGGGCGGGGAGACGGGCGGGGAGCAGCGCCCGAGCAGCGGGGGGGGCCGGAGCGGGGGCCCGAGCCAUCAGGAUGUUCCCGCAGGGACGGCACCCGGCUCCCCUCCAGCCCGGGCAGCCCUUCAAGUUCUCGGUCCUGGAAAUCUGCGACCGCAUCAAGGAGGAAUUCCAGUUCCUGCAGGCCCAGUACCACAGCCUGAAGCUGGAAUGUGAGAAGCUGGUGAGUGAGAAGACGGAGAUGCAGAGACAUUAUGUCAUGUACUAUGAGAUGUCCUAUGGGCUGAACAUUGAAAUGCACAAGCAGGCAGAGAUUGUCAAGAGACUGAGUGCCAUCUGUGCCCAGAUUAUACCCUUCCUGACGCAGGAGCACCAGCAGCAGGUCCUGCAGGCUGUGGAACGAGCCAAGCAGGUGACCAUGGGGGAGCUCAACAGCAUCGUUGGGCAGCAGCAGCAGCUUCAGCACCUCUCCCACCACACAUCCCCCAUCUCGCUGACACCUCACCCCUCCAGCAUGCAUCCUCCUGGCCUGAGCAGCACCUCAGGGCUCCUGGCCCUCUCAGGGGCUCUGAUGGCACAGGCUCAGCUGGCCACCAAGGAGGACAGAGUGGCUCAGGAUGGGGAGAGCAGAGAGCGCUCUCCGAGCCGGAGUGGUUCUGCUUCCCCUCCUGAGAGCCUGCAGGACGAGGAGCGGCCGGGGGGCACCACUGGGCUGAAGAGGAAGAGGGAGGAGAAGGACCCCGCGGGGCAUUAUGACAGCGAUGGGGACAAGAGUGACUACAACCUGGUGGUGGAUGAGGACCCCACCUCCGAGCCUGGCAGCCCCAGCCAUGUGCCCAGCAGCCGCCUGCCGCCGGCACGCCGGGAGGUGCCCGAGAGCCCAGCCUCUGCCAGCUCCAGCCGCAGCACCACACCGCCCAAAGCCAAGGACCAGGCUCUGCCUGACCCUGCAGCCAGCACUGCCAGCUCCAAGCCCUCCUCUGCCUCACCACCCCACGACUCCCUCACGCCUGGCCCCGGGCCGAGCUCAGCCACCCUGCUCCGGCAGCCCCCAGCCAAGGCACCGACCACAGACACCAUCACUCUCCGCAGCCCUCUGAGCAUGUCCAGCCCCUACUCCUCCUCCUCUUUCGGGAUGAUGUCUCCUGCCACGCUCAACGGGGAGCUGCCAGCCCCCAGUAUGUACCUGGGCAUCCACCUCUCACCACAGGUCAGCAGCGCUGUGCUGUAUGGCCGCUCCCCCAUGGUGGCUUUUGAGUCACACCCUCACCUAAGGGCUUCUACCAUCUCCUCUUCGCUCUCCAGCAUCCCCGGGGGCAAACCUGCCUACUCCUUCCACGUCAGCGCCGACGGGCAGAUGCAGCCGGUGCCCUUCCCGCCCGAUGCCCUCAUCGGCUCGGGCAUCCCCCGGCACGCUCGGCAGCUGCACACCCUGAGCCACGGCGAGGUGGUCUGCGCCGUCACCAUCAGCAGCUCCACGCAGCACGUCUACACCGGGGGCAAGGGCUGCGUGAAGGUGUGGGACGUGGGGCAGCCGGGCACCAAGACGGCCGUGGCUCAGCUGGACUGCCUGAACCGCGACAACUACAUCCGCUCCUGCAAGCUGCUGCCCGACGGCCGCAGCCUGAUCGUGGGCGGGGAGGCCAGCACCCUCUCCAUCUGGGACCUGGCAGCGCCCACGCCCCGCAUCAAGGCCGAGCUCACCUCCUCUGCCCCUGCCUGCUAUGCCCUGGCCAUCAGCCCCGACGCCAAAGUCUGCUUCUCCUGCUGCAGCGACGGCAACAUCGUGGUGUGGGACCUGCAGAACCAGACCCUGGUCAGGCAGUUCCAGGGCCACACAGAUGGUGCCAGCUGCAUUGACAUCUCUAACUAUGGCACCAAGCUGUGGACAGGAGGCCUGGACAACACCGUGCGGUGCUGGGACCUGCGGGAAGGGCGCCAGCUGCAGCAGCACGACUUCAGCUCCCAGAUCUUCUCCCUGGGCUACUGCCCGACAGGAGAGUGGUUGGCAGUGGGCAUGGAGAGCAGCAACGUGGAGAUCCUGCACGUCAGCAAACCAGACAAGUACCAGCUGCACCUCCACGAGAGCUGUGUCCUCUCCCUCAAGUUCGCCUCCUGCGGGAAGUGGUUUGUGAGCACGGGCAAGGACAACCUGCUCAACGCCUGGCGGACGCCCUAUGGAGCCAGCAUCUUCCAGUCUAAAGAAUCCUCCUCAGUGCUGAGCUGUGACAUCUCCAUCAACGACAAAUUCAUCGUUACAGGCUCUGGGGACAAGAAGGCUACAGUCUAUGAGGUGGUUUACUGAGGCCUCCUUGGGCAGCAGGGAAGGAGCCAGCCCUUGCCCAAAGCUGAUGGAGACCCAUGCUGGGGCAGCUGUCCCACAGCCCUGCUCUCCUCCUGCUCCUCACCUUCUAGCUGCCAAAAACCAAGGUCAGGGCCUCAGCUCUGCUCCCCUGCCCUGGUCACGGAGGUGAAGGGGGGAGCUGGGGCUGAGUGCUCAUGGGCACACAGUUGUGCCCUCCAACUGGGCAGAGGCCAGGCUGGGUGUCCUGUGCCCAUCAGUCAGGGCAAAAUAAGGCCAAGAGUGACUGGGAGAGUGGUGAUCCCAAAUGCCUGCUCCUGGUUUAAUGGCAGAAGCAGCUGUAAAUGAUCAAUAAAUAAAUGUAUUUAA
Molecule: messenger RNA, 2743 nt
Organism: Pogoniulus pusillus (Red-fronted tinkerbird)
Lineage: Eukaryota; Metazoa; Chordata; Aves; Piciformes; Lybiidae
Gene: TLE2
Product: TLE family member 2, transcriptional corepressor
Exons: 20
Coding region: 149-2377 (742 amino acids)
Biological process (GO): negative regulation of canonical Wnt signaling pathway; regulation of DNA-templated transcription
Cellular component (GO): transcription regulator complex; nucleus
Molecular function (GO): transcription corepressor activity; protein binding
Source: RefSeq, a predicted model, not a curated record